Syngnathus typhle (broad-nosed pipefish) is the source of this 7903-nucleotide messenger RNA. RefSeq names its product kinesin family member 1Aa (gene kif1aa). Gene Ontology annotation, molecular function: ATP binding; microtubule binding; microtubule motor activity. The record is from RefSeq and is a predicted model, not a curated record. The coding region runs from base 346 to 5724 and encodes 1792 amino acids. The transcript is spliced from 48 exons. Lineage: Eukaryota; Metazoa; Chordata; Actinopteri; Syngnathiformes; Syngnathidae. Gene Ontology annotation, biological process: microtubule-based movement.
CCUACCACCGCAUUGAUGCUGUUACCUCCCUCGGCGGUGACGUCACCGCCCUGAGGUUCGCCACAGCAUCCUCGUCCGACACAACCAUUUUGGACGCCACCACCCAGACCCAAGUCAUCUUGACGGCGGCCCACACGGCCACCACCUACCCCGCGAAGGCACCUCCUUUCCCGGGUCGAUAGAGGACACCGAGUCCUUCCGUCUUGAUGGAGGCUGCUCGUAGGCGGAAAGGAUCCAUUUGAAAAUACGACGGAGCCUCACACUCUGCGCUAACAUCACAGCUGCGCCGGUCCAAAUAAGUCAGCAAGAAACAGGCACCCCGGGUGCUAAUAAAAGCAGUGCACCAUGUCAGGGGCCUCUGUGAAGGUGGCGGUCCGAGUCCGCCCUUUCAACUCUCGGGAGAUGGGCAAAGACAGCAAAUGCAUCAUCCAGAUGUCGGGAAACACCACCACCAUCAUCAACCCCAAGCAGGCCAAAGACCACAAGAGCUUCAAUUUCGAUUACUCCUACUGGUCACACACCUCGCCCGAGGAUGUUAACUACGCCUCUCAAAUGCUGGUCUACAAAGACAUCGGCGAAGAAAUGCUGCUGCACGCCUUCGAGGGUUACAACGUUUGCAUCUUCGCGUACGGCCAGACGGGCGCUGGCAAGUCCUACACCAUGAUGGGCAAGCAGGACGUCAAAGAUCAACAAGGCAUCAUCCCGCUGCUUUGUGAAGACCUCUUUACCAAAAUCAACGACAACGCAGACAACAGCAUGUCCUACUCUGUGGAGGUGAGCUACAUGGAAAUCUACUGCGAGCGUGUGCGCGACCUUCUCAACCCCAAGAACAAAGGCAACCUGCGGGUACGCGAGCAUCCGCUGAUGGGGCCCUACGUGGAGGAUCUCUCCAAGCUGGCCGUCACCUCCUACAAUGACAUUCAGGACCUGAUGGACUCUGGCAACAAAGCCAGGACGGUGGCUGCUACCAACAUGAACGAGACCAGCAGUCGCUCCCAUGCCGUUUUUAACAUCAUCUUCACACAGAAACGCCACGACGCCGACAGCGAAAACACCUCUGAGAAGGUUAGUAAAAUCAGUUUGGUGGAUUUAGCAGGCAGCGAGAGAGCGGAUUCCACUGGAGCCAAAGGGACCAGGCUGAAGGAAGGAGCCAACAUCAACAAAUCUCUAACCACAUUGGGAAAAGUCAUCUCCGCUUUGGCAGAAGUGGACUCUGGAUCAAACAAGAACAAAAAGAAGAAGAAAGUGGAAAAUUUCAUUCCUUAUCGCGAUUCGGUGCUGACUUGGCUGCUUCGAGAGAAUCUCGGCGGCAACUCUCGCACAGCCAUGGUGGCUGCUCUGAGCCCGGCGGACAUCAACUAUGACGAGACUCUCAGCACACUCAGGUAUGCUGACCGCGCCAAACAAAUCCGCUGCAACGCCGUCAUCAACGAGGACCCCAACAACCGGCUGGUGCGCGAGUUGAAGGAGGAGGUGUCCCGCCUCAAAGACCUGCUCUUAGCCCAGGGCCUGGGGGACAUCAUCGACAUGACCAACGCCAUGACGGGCAUGAGUCCGUCGCCAUCACUGUCGGUGCUUUCUAGCCGCGCCGGCUCCAUCGCCAGCCUGCACGACCGCAUCAUGUUCAGCCCGGCCAACGAGGAGGCCAUCGAACGUCUGAAGGAAACCGAGAAAAUCAUCGCAGAGCUCAACGAGACGUGGGAAGAGAAACUUCGUCGGACGGAAGCCAUUCGAAUGGAACGAGAGGCCCUUCUAGCCGAAAUGGGCGUGGCCAUGCGCGAAGACGGCGGCACAGUCGGCGUCUUCUCCCCCAAGAAGACGCCCCAUCUGGUGAACCUGAACGAGGACCCUCUCAUGUCCGAGUGCUUGCUCUACUACAUCAAGGAUGGAAUCACCAGGGUGGGCCGCGUGGACGCCGCAAGCCGCCAGGACAUCGUUCUAAGCGGCCACUUCAUCAAGGAUGAGCACUGCACUUUCACCAGCUCCACUGGCCCGCAAGGAGAAACCGUUGUCCUGGAGCCCUGCGAAGGAGCCGAGACCUACGUCAACGGCAAGAGAGUGACGGAGGCCACGGUCCUUAAAUCAGGAAAUCGUAUCAUCCUGGGCAAGAGCCACGUGUUCCGCUUCAACCACCCCGUGCAGGCACGGGCCGAGAGGGAGAGGACCCCGUGCGUGGAGACCCCCGCGGAGCCCGUCGACUGGGCCUUUGCUCAGAGGGAGUUGCUGGACAAGCAAGGCAUCGACAUGAAGCAAGAGAUGGAGCAGAGGCUGCAAGAGCUGGAGGAUCAAUAUCGCAAAGAGAGAGAGGAGGCUAACAACCUGCUGGAGCAGCAAAGACUGGAUUAUGAGAGCAAGCUGGAGGCUCUUCAGAAGCAGGUGGAUCUUUAUCACCCAGAAGCUCCCGAGGAAGAGGAGGAGCCAAAAGAAGAAGUCCAGUGGAGCGAGCGUGAAAGAGAGCUAGCCGAGUGGAGCUUUCGCAGGUGGCGCUGCUACCAGUUCACCUCCCUGCGGGACCUCCUGUGGGGCAACGCCAUCUUCCUCAAGGAGGCCAACGCCAUCAGCGUGGAGCUCAAAAAGAAGGUUCAGUUCCAGUUCGUGCUGUUGACCGACACCCUCUAUUCGCCGCUCCCGCCGGACCUGCUGCCGCCCGAUCCCGGCAAAGACCGCGAGAGGCGAAUCUUCCCGCAAACCAUCGUGGCUGUGGAGGUGCAGGACCAGAAGAAUGGAGCCACUCACUACUGGACGCUCGAAAAACUCAGGCAAAGACUCGAUCUGAUGCGGGAGAUGUACGACCGUGCCGCCGAGGUCCCCCCCGCCACUGCCGUUGUCUCCUCAACGCGUUCCAAUGUCACCGCAGAUGACAGUGAAAGCGCCACGACGGGCCGCGACCCUUUUUACGACCGCUUCCCGUGGUUCCGACUGGUGGGCAGAAAUCCUCUUUUCAACACAUGCAUGAGUGAGCGCAUGAGCGACCCCACCCCGUCCCCCACCCCCUCCGCCUCCGAGACCACCGACUCCCCUCAGCGGGAGGCUCGCGGCGGCGAGGACGACCAAUCGGAGGAGCUGGACGAUGAUAUCUUUUUGGAUGAGCCGAGCUCGGAGCUGGUGGGGGAGGAGGAUGAUGAUGAUGAGGAGGAGGAGGAGGAGGAGGAGCGAGAACUGUGCCGAGGCUCCAGCGAAGGCCAGGAUCCCUUUUACGACCGCUCCCCAUUAUUCAGUGUAGUGGGAAGGUCAUUUGUGUACUUGAGCAACCUGCUGUACCGCGUUCCCUUGGUUCACCGCGUGGCCGUCGUGAGCGAGAAGGGCGACGUGAAGGGCUUCCUCCGCGUGGCGGUGCAGGCCAUAUCGGCCGAUGAGGAAGCGCCCGACUACGGCUCAGGGGUGCGACAGUCUGGCACUGCCAAGAUCUCCUUUGAAGAUCAACAAUACGAAAAGUUUCAGUCAGAGUCCUGCACAGCCGGACUUUCCCGCACUGGAGUAUCCCAGGAGGAGCUUCGUAUCGUGGAGGGCGAGGGGCAGAGCGCUGAGACGGGACCUUCGGCCGAUGAAGUCAACAAUAACACAUCCGGUGGUGAUAUGGACGACGUAGCGGUGAAGUCGGGACUGGACGGCCAAGUGGACGUGACGGCGGAGCAUCUGAAGAUUGGGAACAUUUUCACCUUCCGUGUGACUCUGCUACAAGCAUCCAACAUCGCCGCUGAGUAUGCUGACAUCUUCUGCCAGUUCAAUUUCAUCCACCGACACGAUGAAGCCUUCUCCACGGAACCCUUGAAGAACCCGGGCCGUGGACCCCCGCUGGGCUUUUACCACGUACAGAAUAUCGCCGUUGAAGUGACCAAAUCGUUCGUGGACUACAUCAGCACUCAGCCCAUCGUGUUUGAGGUGUUUGGACACUACCAGAAACAAGCUUUCCUUCCUCUCUGUAAAGAUGUCAUCAGUCCACUGCGGCCCUGUAGGAGACAGUUCCCCCGUGUGAUGCCUCUGUCCAAACCAGUUCCGGCCACCAAGCUGACGGCGGUGGCUCGCCCGCAAGUUGGACCGUGCCACUGCAAGUACGACCUGAUGGUUUUCUUUGAGAUCUGUGAGCUGGAAGCCAACGGAGACUACCUCCCUGCUGUGGUGGACCAUAGAGGAGGAAUGCCUUGUCACGGCACUUUCCUCUUGCACCAGGGUCUCCAGAGGAGAGUCACUGUCACUAUCGUGCACGAGUCUGGCGGCGAUAUUGAAUGGAGAGAUGUGCGAGAGCUCGUUGUGGGGCGACUCCGCAACACCCCCGAAUGUGACGAAAGCAUCGUGGACCCCAACAUUCUGUCCCUCAACAUUUUGUCUGCCGGCUACGUCAGGCCCUUGCACGACGACAGACAGUUUCUUGAUUCGGACAUGCCUAGGACGUUCUACCGCUUCGAGGCGGCGUGGGACAGCUCCAUGCACAACUCCUUGCUCCUCAACAGAGUCACCCCCUAUGGCGAGAAGAUCUACAUGACACUCUCGGCUUACUUGGAGCUGGAGAAAUGCACGCAGCCGGCCGUGGUGACCAAAGAUGUCUGCAUGGUCUUCUACUCUCGCGACACCAAACUGUCCGCCUCGCGUUCCAUUCGGAACCUUUUCGGCACCGGAAACUUGAGAGCGGCCGACGGAAACCGAGUGACAGGCGUGUACGAGUUGAGCCUGUGCCACUUGGCGGACGCGGGGAGUCCGGGCAUGCAGCGGCGCAGGCGGCGAGUGCUGGACACGUCGGUGGCGUACGUCCGCGGCGAGGAGAACCUGGCCGGUUGGCGGCCUCGCAGCGACAGCCUCAUCCUCGAGCAUCAAUGGGAGCUGGACAAGCUCAGCUUGCUUCAAGAAGUGGAAAAGACCAAACAUUUCCUGCUGCUGCGGGAGAAGCUGGAGUCCACCCUACUGCUGGCCAGUCAGGGGGCUCAGCAACUGGUGGAGGAACCAGGCGAGCCGUCUCCGCCCACCCGGGUUCAUCUGGAAGUCUGCGCCGCAUCAGACAUCACCACUGAGAGGCAACGGGAGCUCGCCACCAAGUGUCUGCGGCUGCUCACUCACUCCUUCGACAGGGAAUACACUCACGUGUGCGUCAGCGCCAGUGAAAGCAAGAUCUCAGAGAUGUCCGUCACCACGCUGAGAGACUCGGCCUCCAUCUCGGCCCUCAACACCAUCACGCCCUCGUCCACCUGCCCUUCCCUGGUGGAGGGUUGCUAUGACAACGCUGCUCUCAGACCUCCCGCUCCUCGCUCUCGCGCCGUCACUCCGAGUCCCGAAGCGCAGCCGGACGGCGAAGCCAAGAAGUGCGUUGGCGCAACCACGGAAGGGAAACCUCGCAUACGUCGAUUUGUCCCCGACAUCCAAGAGAUCCGAGUCAGCCCUAUCGUGUCCAAAAAGGGUUACCUGCACUUCCUGGAGCCGCACACCAACGGCUGGGUGAAGCGUUACGUGGUGGUCCGCCGGCCGUACGUCUACAUCUACAACACGGAGCGCGACGCCGUCGAGCGCGCCAUUCUCAACCUCUCCUCGGCGCAGGUCGAAUACAGCGAAGACCAGCAGGCCAUGCUCAAGACCCCCAACACGUUUGCCGUGUGCACGGAACACCGCGGAAUAUUGCUUCAAGCCGCAAGUGACAAAGACAUGCACGACUGGCUGUAUGCCUUCAAUCCUCUCCUGGCGGGGACUAUCAGAUCCAAGUUGUCCAGAAGACGAGUGGGACAGAUGAGGAUGUGAUGGAAAAGACUUGAGGUGUACAUAGACCACCGCCCCCCCCCCCCUUUCCUCCGCUCCGCUAGCGUUCCUCGACGCCAUCUCGUGUCAAGACUUUUCUAAUCAGUCCAGUAGUCAAGACUCCAUACGUGUGGUGAUGUCAUGUAGUCGUCGUGUCAGUGGCGCAUCCGGCCUUAUACAUACAAUAGUACAUGCCUGUGUGCGUGCGAGGUAGAAAGAAAGAAAAUUGAAGUUUGGGUAAAGGUACUAUUUGGGUAUCGUGAGGAAACUGGAAAUUUGCAGUGUGACCAAAAGUAUUGUGAUAAAAUGACAAGUUUUUCCAAAAGUAUUGGCACAGCUUGGUAACGAGAACAUUUGGACAACGAGAUUCCGACAGAUAAGCAGCGGAAAAUAAAAUUCGGACAAAUGUGUCGGGACAUGCAGAAAAGAUGAUUUGAGGUUUUUGCAAAAGUAAUGGGAUGUCUACCAAUCUUUAAAGGGAGGGGAGGCAAUUUUAGCAGAAGUAUUGGGACACCAAUAGGAAAUGAACAAUGUUUGAUUUGGAAAACAUAUUGCACCAUUAAUGAAGAUCAUUUUGCUUUUUACUGUCCAGCAUGCUUUUUGGGAAAAUCAACUUCCUUCAACCCCCUGACCGAUUAAUUGAUAAACAUGUCCUAAUACUUUUGUCUCUAUAUGCGGAAAAAAUGUCUUUAACAGAUAACUCUUUUUUUUUUUUUUGCCAUUUCUCUGACAAACUUUCUCACACGCUGCCUAUCAUGUUUGCACAUCUGCACUCGCACGACACAACAGCGACGCCACGGUCAUCCUCACAAUUUCGAACCUCUCCCUUUAUUUUUGUCUAAUUUAUUUCUGUCUGCAUGUAUUUAUUUAUUGACAAAGACGUUUACAGUAUAUUUAUAAAGUGGUGCAAUUUCUGCACGCGGCACUUUGUAAGACGCUCCCUCCCAUGUUGCUUUGCAAAUAAUCACACAACCACACUUUACUUGAAUGAAUCUCCUCCACAACUUUACGUUGUCAGGCAAGUAGGAAAUAGUAUACAAUUUUCAACUAUAUAUAUCUUGUAUUAAGUGCAUAUGGAUGACGUGUAGUGCCUCUUGGUUGCGUUCUAUCGAACAACCUUCACGCUGCUAUUUGUACUCUUCAUCACCACAUCAUCAUGUGUUAUGUCUACACUUGAAUAUUUGGAAUAUAGCAGAAUCUCCAAAGUGGAAAAUGAUUUGUUCGAUUUUUAAAUAUUUAUUACAAAUGAAAUCAUUUUAAAUGAAAUGUUAUGUUUAUAUUUUAUUAUUUUUAGUUUUAUGAUUAUAAAUCAUUUAACAUUUAUUACAUUGUCCCAUUUUUAAUGGACUCAGGAGGUUCUGCUGUAUUCUACUCACCCCACUGCCCCCCCCCAAAUUCAAACUUGAAAUGUAAUAUUUUUCUUCUAAACAUUUAAUCACAUGUAUUGAUUGAGUGUGCAUCAGAUCAGCCAACCUGCAUGCACGCUCACGAAAUACCUUUUCUUUUCCUUUUACCACAAUUGACAUUUUAAACCAUUUACACCAAGUUCCACCUAACAUUAAUAGUCCAUCAAAGUUAAAUAACAAUAGAAUCACUGUCCAAGGCCUACAAUCGUGUCCAUGUUCAUUCAUAUGCAACUUAUUUGACAUUUUACAACUUUGCAUGUUCCUCUUCAACACAAGUACAUCAUCAGGGCUUUUCAUGCGUGUCACACUGGAUCCAACCAAAGUUGUUUCAGUCACUCAAUACUGAAUGUAUAAAUCACAUUUUUAAACUGCUACCACUACUGAAGUGCUUGUGUGUCCGUACGUGCGCUCCCAUAUGACCUUCAGCGUGUGUUGCGCCACCACUGUUGUAAUACGCACCCUUUAGCCGUCAUCCAUUUUCUAUCGCCCUCUGCUCUGAAUGACAAAUAGCAAUUUUUGUGCUUCCACGUUUAUUUUUUUUUGUUUUUUGUUUUUUUAAAAAAACGACAUUGCAAUGUAUAUAAUAAACACAAUUGCUGUGAAAGGUGUGUAUCAUAUCAUCAAGCGGCCGAGAUCUUACUGUAAAUGGGCUGUAGAGUUCAGUGUGUGUCUUUUUCCGAGCGUCGGAGUUUAAGCGUCCAAAUGUUUGUGCGUGUAUGUUUGCACUGGAACACAUUGUCAUAUAUGGAAUCAAAAUAAAAUAAUGAUGCAACACA